GGCUUCUGCUCGGAGCUCCCGCUCGGGAGGCGAGAGCAUGUUAUGGGCGCGAAUCUGGCCAGUCGAACCUCCCAGUCCUCGUUCUCUUCCCCACUCGCGCCAACGGCUGCCGAGCCCUGAUCAUGCCCAGCCAGACCGCAAAGUUUUGAACUCAUCUUCUCCUCCUACCACAUCCCCGUGCAGCACACCCCUCCAGCCGUCGGAACGACCAAGACGCGACCUUGGACACGACUCUGCAACGGCUUAGCACGCGCAACGACCUUCCUUUCCACCCACUCAGCUUUCCUUUCCACCCAACACGCUCUCUAGAACUCUCCUUCACGACAUACACUUUCACCGGCCAUGGGUCCUGGUCGGUCUCCUAGCCGUCUGCGUUCCAAAACUUCAGACAUUCAAGACCUAAUACGUGGCAGCCAGAAGCACCAGUCGUCGGAUGCUCUGGUACCGCCUGUGCCCGCCAUUCCUGCCACCGAACCCACCACCCCGACGAAAAAUAGGCGCAAGCUUGCCGAUCUUCUCAGCCGUAAGCGCAAAAGCGGCGGUCUUGCGCACGACCACAAAGACGAUGAGGAGUCUCAUCCUGCUGUGCCCGAGGCUUUGCUCAAAAGGUGA
Messenger RNA from Phanerochaete carnosa HHB-10118-sp, 612 nucleotides. RefSeq lists its product as uncharacterized. The transcript has a single exon. The record is from RefSeq and is a predicted model, not a curated record. The coding region runs from base 343 to 612 and encodes 89 amino acids. NCBI's taxonomy places the organism in Eukaryota, Fungi, Basidiomycota, Agaricomycetes, Polyporales, Phanerochaetaceae.